Papaver somniferum (opium poppy) is the source of this 732-nucleotide messenger RNA. RefSeq lists its product as uncharacterized. Lineage: Eukaryota; Viridiplantae; Streptophyta; Magnoliopsida; Ranunculales; Papaveraceae. The coding region runs from base 1 to 732 and encodes 243 amino acids. The record is from RefSeq and is a predicted model, not a curated record. The transcript has a single exon.
AUGAUUAAGAAGUUGAUUGAUGCUGAAGACCUCAAAGAGUACGUCCAUCUCCCAGAACUGGCUCAAAGGAACCAUCGCAGCAAGACCGUACACUUACCUGAGAGUGAUAAAAUGAUCAACACCAUCUCCCAUUCCGAGCAUUCAGGAUCUUCGUUGACGAGUCAAAUAAGCAAAAGAUUAAGAAGGCAAUUUGAAUCUCAUGAGAUAUACAAGAUCGACGGAAAAGAAGUUGAAGAGCACGAAGAAUGGAUGAACGUAGCGCUGACCUUUUUUGCCGAUGACGUGGACGAAGAUAUGGAGGAUCACAACGACCCCCUAGUUCUUACUUUUCCAGUCUCAGGAUGGAAUAUAAAGAAGAUAUUUAUUUACGGUGGAAGCUCAGUUAACGUUCUGGUCUAUGACACUUUCAAACGGAUGAAGCUGAACGACGAACAUUUGAUGUUUUCUUACUACAUCAUCUAUGGGUUCAAUAGAGAGGUAUCAAAACCCUUGGAAGACAUUAUUCUUAAAGUCAAGGAAGGCCCCAUGAAGUUAAGCACCAGAUUCAGUGUAGUUGAUGCACCAUCUCCAUACAAUGUAAUCAUUGGACGACGAUGGGUACACCUACUUAAAGGGGUAGCAGCGACGUAUCACCAAUAUCUCAGAUUCCCAACCCGGAAGGAGAAAUGGAGAUCAAAGGAGACCAAGUUACCGCAACAGAGCGCCAGAUCCAAGAUACCAAGCUCAACAUGA